AUGGCAUAUCAUCUCAGAGCUGGGCGAUUGGCUUCUGGUAUCCUGUUUGCUGCAGCUAAUCCUCUCAAUGCCAAGUUCGACAUUCCGCCUUCGAGAGUGAAGGUCAGAAACGCAUCACCGUACAACCCCACCCAGCUUGCGGACAGCGCCGGGCAAGAUGUCGAGAUCGCAGGGCAUACUCGUGAUGAAGUCGGCGUUUACUCCCUAUUUUCAGUCUUUGACGAUGCAACGAGUGCUCUUCCGAGGACGCACUCUCCAGCCAAUCCUACUACAUUUUGCCUACCAAUCCUGAGCAUUUCUGUCGACGUCACCAUUGAUGGAAUGGUCGCACUCACAAAGCUCACACAAAGCUUUUACAAUCCAUCCGAAUUUGUGAUUACAGAAGCCCGACACACCUUUCCACUCUAUGACGGUGCUGCUGUGACAUCGUUCGAUUGCAGCAUUGGGAACGAGCGACGAUUACAAGGUGUGGUGAAAGCAAAGGCGCAAGCAAGGCGUGACUUCGAAGAACAUAGUUACAAGAAAAGAGAGGCGGCCGCACUACUGGAAGAACUUACUCCAGAGAUUUCUGAAACAUCUUUGGGCAAUAUUCCCGGCAAAACGACUGUUCAAAUCAGCUUGACCUACGUACAAGAGCUCCAGGUCGUAACAAGUCAAACGGAAAAAGCCGAAGGUCUUGCUAUCACUAUUCCCACUUCCAUUGCUCCUCGUUACGGCGCGCCCUCACGGGCAACGGCCCUACCAGAACUAUCAAGCGACAAGCUGAACAUCAACAUCAAAGUCCUCGAUAAUGGAACUAUUGACCCAAAGAAAUGCCACGUAGAAUCGCUCCACCCUGCCACCUACCAAGGCACUCAGCCUGUCCGAGAUACCGUCGUCACAAAUGCCGCCGACCUUUCCAGCCUGGAUCUCACGAGUGAGAGCACGGAUCAAGUCGAGCACUUGUGGCAAUAUUCAGAGUCUCAGCCUCCUCUAAGGUGUGAUUUCAUCAUGGUUAUACAUAUGCAUGAAGAAAGUCGUCUUCGAUCCCGCGCAUUCAUCACCCCUAUCGACAAUUUCGGCCAUGCCGCACUCAUGGUGAACCUUCGCCCGAAUGACAUUUUCGGCAGCGCUAUCCUCCCGCAUGAAUUCAAAGGAGAGGUCCUAUUCGUUCUUGACCGCUCCGGAUCCAUGGGCUGGACAGGAUCAGGCAGCAAUACGCUCAAGAUCGAUGCGAUGAAGGAUGCCAUGUCGCUAGCGCUCUCUGGACUACCACUCGCCUGCAAAUUCAAUAUCAUCUCCUUUGGCAGUGAGGUGCGUGGCCUGUGGCUUGAAUCGCAUUCAGUUAGUGAUACCGAGAGCAUGACGGAUGCCAGAACAUAUGUGUCAACUAUCGAGUCCAAUAUGGGCGGCACUGAUAUCUUAUUGGCUUUGACGGCAGCUCUUAAGAAGCGUGAUAGCAACUCGACUAGUUCGACGCAAAUAAUCCUGAUCACUGACGGAGAAGUGGAGCAUGAACCGCACAAUCCUAUUUUCAAAUUUGUCUUGGAUAAGAGAAAGGAGCUUGUGGAUAAGGUUCGGUUCUUCACUCUUGGUCUAGGCGACCGGGUUUCGCAUCGCGUUGUGGAAAGUAUCGCAGAGCUGGGGGGCGGUUACUGUGACGUGAUCGAUCCGGCUAAGAAGCCUCGUUGGGAAGACCGCCUGAAUCGUAUGCUGCUGUCAGUUAUGGAACCAGACAGCUGGUCCUGCGAUGUGGAUCUUGGUGCUGGAUAUGAAAGACAAAGUCUGGCUGCACAUCAAUUCUGGGGCAAUGAUCAAUCCGAUAAACAAAUGGCUGUCUUUGCACAGGGCCCUCAUCCAGUUCCCACACUUCACCCAUACAGAUAUAAAUCACUGUUCUUCCUUUUACAAGUUGGGAUCUCCAAUAUGCCGAAAACAGUGACGAUCACCACAACAGCAGCCUCUGCAAAGAGAAAAGUCUAUGCCCUGAAUGUAGAGCCGACGUAUCUAAAACACGACACCAUCCACCCAAUGGCAGUCAAGAGUAUCUUGCAGAGCCUCGAAAACGAAUGCAAGCGAGGGGUCGUCGAUGAAGAGCAGGCAAAGACCAAUGCGGAGUUUCUGGGGACAAGAUAUGCUGUCACUAGCAAGUGGACGAGUUUCGUCGCCGUGGCAGAUGAAGACAAGGAACUUCCACAUGAAGUCGACAUUUACAAAGCUGCCUUUAGGGAAGCAAACAUUGAAACUCCUCGAUUCGAAAUGUCUCAAGUUCAUCGGAGAGUUAAUAGGUUGGUUCUAAAGUCAGCAUCAUCAGCAAACUACGAACCGUAUCACCGACUUGGGGCAUUUUCUGGUCUGAAAUUUUCUCGAUACUCCCCUACUACACACAAAUCUUACGAAUCGAGACAUAGAGAUUCGGAACGAGAGAGUCGCAAAAAUGAGAGAAGGGGCUCGGAUGGAAGACUCGAUUCAAGGAGAGAAGCCGAUACAAAAACGCCAGAUCCAAGUCCAGCAGAGGCAAAAAAACAAAAAAAAGAUCUAGCAAGACCAGAACAUGCUGACGAUUUGGUCGAAAUUGGGCUAGAACCAAAAGGUCAUGACGACCAGUCUCCCAUUUCGUUUAUGCAUCUACAGAGACCAAUGCUUUUGUCUGGCGAAGAUGGGCGUCCCCCCCCUUCAAUGUCUUCCAGGCUUUCAAUGCCUCCCGCGCCACCCGUGGUUUUGAGACAGCAAGCACCCUAUGAGAUUCAAUCUCAGGGAUUCGAUCAUGAGCGUCGAAUUCCGCAGCGGCUCCAGCAAGGCGACAGUUUCCCUGAGGAUAUUAAUUUUGUUGUUGGUGAAACGAGCAUGAGUCGCAUGGCGUGUUGCAGCGACGAUAACGAGUCGGACGAACCCUGCAAAGAUAGUUGUCCGGAUACUGCAUAUGAAACUCACCCAUUCACUCAAUUACCCGUGGGUGCCAUCACGUGGAAGCAUGCUGCAAGAUUCGAAGAACAAGGGCUGUUUGUCCUGCCGGGUGGGGUUCAGGCAAGCCUUCACAAGCACUUUUGCCCCAAGACUGUAGGGAAGAUGCACGAAAGUCUGCGAGAUCUGCCGCCUACGAAAUCAGUCAAAUCAGAGGAGCACCCAGUUUUGAUCGAUACAUUGUUGAUGAUUCAGUACUUCAAGACGCACCUCGCUGACCAGGAAGACUACUGGAACCUUGUCAUUGGCAAAGCCGAGCGUACAGUAUUACUUGCCCUCGGCCUCGACGAGAAUCAAGAGGAGCCUCUGGAGCCUCUCUAUGAUAUGCUCUCAUCUGCAAUUUCUCAUGCGCACUUCUUGGAGGCCGUCAAGGAUUCAUCUGUUUCCAAGAUACUCACAGAAACGCCUUCGGCAUCUCCAACGCCUGGUACCUGCUUGGUAUGCGACAUGCCAAUUGACAAGAAUGAUGAGGAAACGGGUGCCGCAUCUAGAGACUUUGUCUGUCUCGCUGAUGAGUGUUAUGACACCAGCUCGCAUUCUCGAGUGCGUUACCCCAACUGGACAGAGUUUUGGGCACAUCAGAUUCAAAGCGGCCAUCUGAUAUGUCCAGACGUGAGUGAUGUACAAGGCGAAAUCGUGCCGACAGAAUAA
Pestalotiopsis fici W106-1 is the source of this 3594-nucleotide messenger RNA. RefSeq lists its product as uncharacterized. NCBI's taxonomy places the organism in Eukaryota, Fungi, Ascomycota, Sordariomycetes, Amphisphaeriales, Sporocadaceae. The record is from RefSeq and is a predicted model, not a curated record. The transcript has a single exon. Bases 1 to 3594 code for a protein of 1197 amino acids.